AUGGAUGAUAACUCUUCUAUGGUGAUGCUCAGGGAGGAGAGACUUAGCAAGUGUUCCUACACUGAUAAUGAAAGGAACAGCAGCAUUGUUAAUAGCCCAGAGGCAUUCAGGGCACUAGAAAGCAGCUUGACCAUGACCACUGCUGAUCUCAACUCAAAUCUCCCUCCAUCACUCCGUGAGAAUGCACUGUACCAAGGUCCGUAUAUCUACAUCAACCAGAUCUUGAAGGAGGCUCACUUCUACAGCCUGCAGCAACGAGGGCAAUAUCCAUCAUGA
Molecule: messenger RNA, 276 nt
Organism: Dipodomys ordii (Ord's kangaroo rat)
Lineage: Eukaryota; Metazoa; Chordata; Mammalia; Rodentia; Heteromyidae
Gene: Vcf2
Product: family with sequence similarity 104, member B
Exons: 2
Coding region: 1-276 (91 amino acids)
Source: RefSeq, a predicted model, not a curated record